AUGAAUUUGGCUCCGCCGGGCGCGAUCCUCGGCAACUUUACCAUUAACGCAGACCAGCUCCGGAGGCUAAAGGAGAUGGCCUCCUCCAAGUCCAAGUACUCCUUCCACUGCUCCACCAUCGCGGUGACCUACGCGUACGCGUGGGUUUGCCUCGUCAGAGCGCGAGGGUACCCCAAGGAAAAGCAUCUCUACUUGAAGUUCCCCGGAGACUGCCGGCGUCGGUUGCAGCCGCCGCUCCCGACGGAGUACUUCGGCAACUGCAUCGCCUGCUACUUCGUCGAGGCGAAGGCUGGCGACCUUGCGGGGGAAGACGGGUUUACGACGGCAGCACGACUCGUCGGUGAAACCAUCGAAAGGCUCAAACAUGAUCCGCUGGAGGGCAUGGAUAACUGGCCGGAGAAGUACCGGGAAAUCGAGAUGCAACAGCCUUUUAUCGCCGCCGGGUCGCCGACGUUCAAAGUUUACGACGUUGACUUCUUGUGGGGAAGGCCGGUGAAGGUGGGCGUCCCGUCGAUCGCAAGGAGAGGAGCCAUGUCUGUGUCAGAGAGCAGGGAUGCGGGCGGUGGAGUGGAGAUUGGUUUGGCGUUACCGAAGCAGGAGAUGGAUGAGUUUGGGGCUCAAUUUUCACUCUUGUGCGUAUAA
Messenger RNA from Zingiber officinale, 642 nucleotides. RefSeq names its product phenolic glucoside malonyltransferase 2-like. NCBI's taxonomy places the organism in Eukaryota, Viridiplantae, Streptophyta, Magnoliopsida, Zingiberales, Zingiberaceae. The coding region runs from base 1 to 642 and encodes 213 amino acids. The transcript has a single exon. The record is from RefSeq and is a predicted model, not a curated record.